This is a messenger RNA of Amorphotheca resinae ATCC 22711, 2133 nucleotides long. RefSeq lists its product as hypothetical. Gene Ontology annotation, biological process: intra-Golgi vesicle-mediated transport. The record is from RefSeq and is a predicted model, not a curated record. The transcript has 2 exons. Gene Ontology annotation, cellular component: trans-Golgi network; TRAPPII protein complex. Lineage: Eukaryota; Fungi; Ascomycota; Leotiomycetes; Helotiales; Amorphothecaceae. The coding region runs from base 235 to 2037 and encodes 600 amino acids.
GCCUAGUUGUCCCUCUCCUAGAAACGAAGACGAGAUUAUAGCUUUGAAAGCAUCCUGCGAGCCUCAUACUUUGGUACUAUUGUCUCAGCAUGUAGCAAGCUCUAAUUCUGGAUAUCCUCUCGCCUCCUGUUUUGCAGAACUAGCUGUCACGCUGUCAACCUCAGUUGCACCCCUACGAGGCGCGGAUUCUCUAUCGCCGGCCGCUCGACUUCUUUCGCAUUAGGUCCUUCUGCUAUGAUGGCUGAAUCAAGGGAAGAGGAGGGGCGCCCCCGGGGAAGUCUUGAAUUCGUUGAGAGUUCUGUACUAUAUACGAUUAUCCCCUUAGCAAGUGAUCUCGACAUUGAAGAGGCAUUGAAUAGGUCUGCCGAAGACCUUCAUGGUGGACACGAUUCUCCCUUCGCUGCUAUCCCACAAAGGCAGACGCUCUUUUUUGAUGAAACCGUCGACGUCUACGUUGUACUACAAACCCCCUAUUUCGACGAGAGGGCAUUACGAUCAUAUCUUGGGAGGCUUGUCAUAAAUCUUGAGGCGCAGGUCGUCAAUGCCCCAACGGAAAACCAUGAAGGUCCGUUGGGACAAGAACUCGUAUACCAUGGCUCUGUUCAGGACAGUGAAGACCCGUUGAUCAUCGUUCAAGGACAUGAUGAGACCGAAAACAAGCUUGGAGAGGGUCAUAUACUUAUAGCAUGGAAACUAUCGGCAUUCCUCGUCAGACCUCGACUUCGUCUUCAAAAUCCAUCAGUUGUCUUCUCUGCGACGGCAGGUCUUAAAGCUGCUGAACAGGUACAAACUGAAGUUUUAAGAGAUGAAUAUCUUCCGAGCCAAGUUCCAGCCGGCAUGAAUCUCUUAGAAUCGUUCGGCGAUGAUCCAUCUCUUGGAGAUGUGAAACCACGACUCUCUGCUCUCAGAGUAUCACGAGUUGCACCAGGAGGUCUUGCAGGCAGAGAAAUGAUGCGGCCGUUAAGGAAUGUCUCUCGUCAAGCAAUCAAAGUAUAUCCAGCAAUCAACGCACGAGUGAAAUAUUCACGGCCUGGUAUGUCGCCUACGAAUCCCUCAGUGAUAGCCUCGUUGGAUGUCGAUAUCACACCUUUCGCUGGUUGCGAGAUCAUGCUUACGAAAGUCCAACUCGACGUUACUGGUGGUAGUAUAGAAGACCUCAAUACCGCCCCAGGGAUGAAACUACCUAUCACGGGUCUUCCACAAGACGAUAUCACUUUCCUUUAUCGAAUAACGCCCGAUGAUUUAGAUGUGACGAACAAGACUCUAAUUCGAGCUCUUGAUAUUUCAAUAGCAGCCACCGCAAAUUGGUCUGCAGUCUGCAAACCCCAGAUUUCGAUGAGUUGGACAACCUCUCUUGACUUCACACCCCCAGUCAAUCCGGGCUUCGGUCUCCCCACGCAGCCCAUUCAACGAUCACACCGCCCCUCUCAACUCUCAAUCGGUGGCUCGACCUUUGAAACGGUUCCAACAGUCUCCGCCCUAGCCAGCACUCGGCCAGAUGCUCUCCCAUCUGUAGAUAUCACAACCCGCCAACAGCGCAAUUCGUCCAUACCCGAUUUCGGUGUAACCAUGACCUUCGUCGGCCCAUCCAGCGAGAACCCCAUAUACCCAGGCGUUCCCUUUUUCUGGUCCAUCUUCAUUGUGAACCGCUCCGACCGACCCCGCAAGCUCGCUCUCAUCGCGCUCCCCAAGCGCCGGCGGACCGAGGCCCGUAUCACGCGACCCCCGUCGACCGGCCAUGCCAGGCAACGCAAGGAUCCCAAGAUUGCGGACGCCGUCGUCGACGAGAACAUUGUCUAUGCGAUGCAGCGCAACUCCGCGGUCGAAUCUACCGAUAUCGUCUGUCUAAGCAGCGAUACUCGAGUGGGGCCCUUAGCCCCAUCGUCGUGCUACGAGGUGGAGCUCAAGUUCAUGGCUUUGAAAGUCGGCAUCGUGAGCCUGGAGGCUGUGAGGGUGGUGGAUUUGGGGACGCAAGAGCAUGUGGAUGUUAGGGAUUUGCCGGAUAUAAUUGUAUCCUCACCUCUGAAGGCACAAUGAUAACUACCUAUCAGGGGUUUCCCCCUUUUUUUACACGAGUUGAGCAGCCGGUGUAAAGUAAAAUGUGACUUUUAUGCAAAUACUUCCAAUAUCCCA